Messenger RNA from Pseudonaja textilis, 1782 nucleotides. It is a transcript of the gene AP1M2, whose product is annotated as adaptor related protein complex 1 subunit mu 2. Gene Ontology annotation, cellular component: clathrin adaptor complex. The record is from RefSeq and is a predicted model, not a curated record. Gene Ontology annotation, biological process: intracellular protein transport; vesicle-mediated transport. Lineage: Eukaryota; Metazoa; Chordata; Lepidosauria; Squamata; Elapidae.
AAUGUCUUUCCCUUUAAGACAGCCUAGCUCACCUGAAGGUGUAGCUCGCUCACCUGGCUCAGGUGGUUGCAAAGCUUAGUCGAAGAGGAGGAAGUAGAUCGGCGCGACAGUAUGUCGGCCUCAGCAAUUUUCAUCCUUGACUUGAAAGGCAAGCCACUAAUCAGCCGCAACUAUAAGGGAGAUGUCAGCAUGUCAGAGAUUGAUUACUUCAUGCCACUCUUCAUGCAAAAGGAGGAGGAAUGCGACCUGACCCCAGUCCUCUCCCAUGGAAAAGUUCACUUCCUUUGGAUAAAGCAUAGCAACCUCUACUUGGUGGCCAUCACCAUGAAGAAUGCCAAUGCCUCACUGGUAUAUUCCUUUCUCUAUAAAGUGGUUGAGGUUUUUUCUGAAUACUUCAAGGAGCUGGAGGAAGAGAGCAUCCGUGACAAUUUUGUCAUUGUGUAUGAGCUACUGGAUGAGCUGAUGGACUUUGGGUUUCCUCAGACGACAGAUAGUAAAAUUUUGCAGGAGUACAUCACUCAGCAGAGCAACAAACUGGAGAUAGCUAAAUCUCGGGUUCCAUCCACUGUCACCAAUGCAGUCUCUUGGAGAUCAGAGGGACUUAAAUACAAGAAGAAUGAGGUCUUCAUUGAUGUCAUUGAAUCUGUUAACCUGUUGGUUAAUGCCAAUGGGAGUGUCCUGCUGAGUGAAAUAGUGGGUUCCAUCAAACUGAAGGUGUUCCUUUCUGGUAUGCCAGAGCUACGCCUGGGCCUCAAUGAUAGGGUGCUUUUCGAGCUCACAGGACGUGGAAAAAAUAAGUCUGUAGAACUGGAGGAUGUCAAGUUCCACCAAUGUGUACGACUAUCACGUUUUGACAAUGAUCGUACUAUUUCAUUCAUUCCGCCUGAUGGAGAUUUUGAGCUUAUGUCAUAUCGCCUGAGUACACAGGUGAAACCUCUCAUCUGGAUUGAAUCUGUCAUUGAGAAGUUCUCUCACAGCCGAGUGGAGAUUAUGGUUAAGGCAAAGGGCCAGUUCAAAAAACAAUCAGUGGCCAAUGGUGUGGAGAUAAGUGUGCCUGUCCCAAGUGAUGCUGACUCACCCAAAUUCAAAACCAACAUUGGCAAUGCAAAAUAUCUGCCUGAAAAGAAUACUGUUGUCUGGAACAUAAAGUCCUUUCCAGGUGGUAAAGAAUAUUUGAUGCGAGCCCAUUUUGGGCUGCCCAGCGUUGAGAACGAGGAGCUGGAAGGUCGGCCACCCAUCUCAGUCCGAUUUGAAAUCCCCUACUUCACAGUCUCUGGGAUUCAAGUACGGUACAUGAAGAUCAUUGAAAAGAGUGGGUACCAGGCUUUGCCAUGGGUCCGCUAUAUCACCCAGAGUGGAGAUUAUCAACUUCGGGCACAUUAAUUGUAUGAUUCCACAGAAUGGAAUGAGAAUGAAGAGGUCUGAAUGACUUUCAAGAAUGAAGAGGUCUGAAUGACUUUUAAUCCAGGCUCUGUCUGGAUCUGAUCUUGUAUAUUUAUGUCCUGGCAAAGUGCUGCUUUGGUCCUCAUUCCAUCCAACCACAGCUUGGGUUGGUAGUUGUUGGACAAUUACACCUAAGGUUGAUCUGGGUGGGAGAGAAUCAUAGCCUAUUCUUAUUCUUCUUGUUGCCUAUAAUAGCAUAUAUACUGCUUCCUAGCUUGAGUAGAAAAGCCCUCUCUGUUAUACUGUGCCUUGCAAGGCUUUUUGGUGAAAAAGCUUUGAUGAGUAAAGCCUUUAUUCAGAAUUUCUCUUUUAGAGAAUUCCUGUGACAAAAGAGCAGGU